Varanus komodoensis (Komodo dragon) is the source of this 2672-nucleotide messenger RNA. RefSeq names its product SEC23 homolog B, COPII coat complex component (gene SEC23B). Gene Ontology annotation, molecular function: zinc ion binding; GTPase activator activity. Gene Ontology annotation, biological process: endoplasmic reticulum to Golgi vesicle-mediated transport; COPII-coated vesicle budding; intracellular protein transport. Gene Ontology annotation, cellular component: endoplasmic reticulum exit site; COPII vesicle coat. NCBI's taxonomy places the organism in Eukaryota, Metazoa, Chordata, Lepidosauria, Squamata, Varanidae. The record is from RefSeq and is a predicted model, not a curated record. The transcript is spliced from 20 exons. Bases 69 to 2372 code for a protein of 767 amino acids.
CGGCGCGGCGAGCGGAGCGGAGCGGAGCCGAGCCGGCGGCGGGGCGCACUGAGAAACGUCGUGGUUCUAUGGCGACAUACCUGGAGUUCAUCCAGCAAAAUGAGGAGCGCGACGGAGUGCGUUUUAGCUGGAACGUGUGGCCCUCCAGCAGACUGGAGGCCACGCGGAUGGUUGUGCCACUGGCCUGCCUCUUGACGCCACUGAAAGAGCGAUUGGAUUUGCCUCCCGUGCAGUACGAGCCCGUCCUGUGCACCAGGCAGACUUGCAAAACCGUUCUCAAUCCACUCUGUCAGGUGGAUUACCGAGCCAAGCUUUGGGCCUGUAACUUCUGCUUUCAGAGAAACCAGUUUCCUCCAGCAUAUGCAGGCAUAUCUGAAGUGAAUCAACCAGCAGAGCUUAUGCCACAGUUUUCCACAAUUGAAUAUAUAGUCCAGCGGGGUCCUCAGACCCCGCUGAUCUUUCUCUAUGUGGUGGACACAUGCUUGGAAGAAGAGGACCUGCAGGCCUUGAAGGAGUCACUGCAGAUGUCCCUGAGCCUGCUGCCCCCCAACGCUCUCGUGGGGUUGAUUACCUUCGGCAGAAUGGUCCAGGUUCACGAGCUGAGCUGCGAGGGAAUUUCCAAAAGCUACGUCUUCAGAGGCACGAAGGAUCUAACGGCCAAACAAAUCCAGGAUAUGUUGGGUCUCACAAGACCUGCCGCACCCGUUCAGCAAGGAAGAGCUCUUCAGCCUCAGGAGCAGCCUCACGUCACGAGCAGAUUUCUGCAGCCUGUUCAGAAGAUCGACAUGAACCUGACAGAUCUCCUAGGAGAGCUUCAAAGGGACCCAUGGCCAGUCACGCAAGGAAAAAGACCCUUGCGAUCCACCGGCGCAGCUUUGUCCAUUGCUGUUGGGUUACUGGAGGGGUCGUUUCCAAAUACUGGGGCCAGAAUAAUGUUGUUUACAGGUGGUCCACCAACUCAGGGGCCAGGCAUGGUGGUUGGAGAUGAGCUGAAAACUCCCAUCCGUUCCUGGCAUGAUAUAGAGAAAGAUAACGCACGGUUCAUGAAGAAAGCUAUGAAGCAUUACGAGGCGCUGGCCAAUCGCGCAGCUGCCAGCGGGCACUGCAUUGAUAUUUAUGCCUGCGCUCUGGAUCAGAGCGGCCUCUUGGAGAUGAAGUGCUGUACCAGUAUAACCGGGGGCCACAUGCUGAUGGGGGACUCCUUCAACACGUCCCUCUUCAAGCAGACCUUCCAGAGAGUGUUCAGCAAAGACGUCAGCGGGGAGUUUCGGAUGGCUUUCGGGGCCACGCUGGAAGUGAAGACUUCUAGAGAGCUGAAGAUCGCUGGCGCAAUUGGACCGUGUGUCUCCCUCGGUGUCAAAGGGCCAUGUGUGUCCGAAAAUGAACUUGGGAUCGGUGGCACGAGCCAGUGGAAGAUCUGCAGCCUUGACCCCACCAUGACGCUCGCCAUUUAUUUUGAAGUCGUGAAUCAGCACAACGCGCCGAUCCCGCAGGGUGGCAGGGGAGCGAUCCAGUUUGUCACACAUUACCAGCACUCCAGCAUGCAGAGGCGCAUCCGUGUGACCACCAUCGCCAGAAACUGGGCAGAUGCACAGAGUCAGCUGCAACACAUAGAAGCCGCCUUCGACCAAGAAGCAGCAGCGGUGCUGAUGGCCCGGCUGGGCGUUUACCGAGCUGAAUCGGAGGAAGGCCCUGACGUCCUGCGGUGGCUGGACAGGCAGCUGAUCCGACUGUGCCAGAAGUUUGGACAGUACAGCAAGGAUGACCCAAAUUCUUUUAGGUUGUCAGAGUCCUUCUCUCUGUACCCCCAGUUCAUGUUCCAUUUGCGACGAUCUCCGUUCCUUCAAGUCUUCAAUAACAGUCCGGAUGAAUCUUCGUAUUACCGCCAUCACUUUGCCAGGCAAGACCUGACUCAGUCGCUCAUUAUGAUCCAACCCAUCCUCUAUUCCUAUUCCUUCUAUGGACCACCAGAGCCUGUGCUUUUGGAUAGCAGCAGCAUUCUUGCCGACAGAAUACUGCUGAUGGAUACCUUUUUCCAGAUCGUCAUCUACCUUGGUGAGACGAUUGCCCAGUGGCGCAAAGCUGGCUAUCAAGAAAUGCCCGAGUAUGAAAACUUCAAGCAUUUACUGCAGGCUCCGUUGGACGACGCUCAAGAGAUCCUGCAGACGCGAUUCCCGAUGCCCCGUUACAUUAACACAGAGCAUGGGGGCAGUCAGGCACGGUUUCUCCUAUCUAAAGUGAAUCCUUCUCAGACACACAAUAAUCUCUAUGCAUGGGGUCAGGAAUCUGGCGCCCCAAUCCUAACGGACGAUGUUAGUCUUCAGGUGUUCAUGGACCAUCUGAAGAAACUGGCUGUGUCAAGUGCAUCCUAAUUUCACCUUCUAAGGAACUUAAAAGUCAGUGACCUGAAUCAUGCUGCUGAUUAACCUCAAUCUGCCAAGAAAUUAAUAACAUUCCUCCCCUCUUUUUAAAUCAAUUUUUUAAUGAUUCCAUGUAACAAGCAAAUAAGAAGAUUUUUUGUAUUUCAGAUUUAAGUUAUUGAUGUUCCUUGUCUGCAUUCCACCGGGGAAUUUUUUUCAUUCAUGUAACUAUUCCAAGACAAUGCCUUUAUAACACCUUUGCUGUUCUCUGCCCUUGUACCUAAAAUAAAAACUGAGAGUGUUAAUACAUAA